UAUGUUUUGUAGAAGAAGUAAAGCGGGAUGUUUUAGCUCAAACUGGCCUCUGACAGCAUGAGAUGACAUGGAUAGUGUAACGACGGAUUCAUGUGCGGCUGAGGAGGAAGAAUAUUCCGACUGGAAGGUUUUGUGUUUGAAGAGAGUCGGAGGAAAUUCUGACUGGCUUCUCUUGUUCGAAAAUGCCGAGAUCACCGUUGGACGUGGUUUGGACGUCACCUACCAGCUGCUGUCUUCAGUUUGUCCCCUCAUGAUCUCCAGACUACAUUGUGCCUUCAAACAAAAAGAAGACGGCCAGUGGACAGUGAUAGACAAGAAGAGUCUCAACGGCGUGUGGGUGAAUGGACAUCGAAUAUCUGCUGAUGAACCCCAUCUGCUCCGGCUUGGAGACUCCGUACAACUUGGAGUUCCUUUAGUAGGAACCAAAGUAGAGUUUGACUACAUCCUCACCCACCAGCUGCUCAAAGACAUUAAACCCUACCUGGCUAAAAGACACAAAGAUUGUGCCAUAGCACCUCAAAUUCUCAAGAAGUUCAAGAGGAAAUUGACUGUGGAGGAUGUUGAACCUUCUACCUCAAAACCUAAAAUGUACCGCAGCUCUUCGGCGGGGGAUUCUUUAGUAAAGCCCUGCCGUCUGACUCCGGUGCAACAUCUGCAACGACUCGGUAGCACACAGCCGGAGGAGAAAAACCCAAGCAGACAAAUCGUAAAAGAGCAUAGCUCUGAUGGCCCCAGCUCUCCCUGUGACCUGGACUACCUGCAGAGGUACAGCCAGAAUAUUCUCCUCUUAAGGGAGCAGGUGGAUGACACCCAGAGGCAGGUAGCAUUUCUUGAAGGAGAACCCAGACAGGUCAACCUUCUGCGGGGGGAACAGGUCCGAGAGCUGCAGGGUCAGCUGGAGACGCUCCGAGCCAAAAUGCACCAGAUGGAGACACUGGAGAGAUCCUUCAGUGAAGCUAAGAGGCAGCUGGAGGAGCAGAAAACACAACAACAAGAGGAGCUCAUGAAAAAACAGCUUGAAGAAGCCUUACAAGAGCAAAAGAAAGUGAUAGGUGAACUUGCUCUCUCCCGGCAAGGCUUUGAAGAAAUUCUCUCAGCCAAAAACAAAGAACUAGAAGUAACAAAGGAGGAAAAAGAAAAGGCGAAGGCCCAAAAAGACGAGGUAGUUACACAAGUCACCGAAGUCCUGGAGAACGAGCUUCAGUGCAUCAUCUGCUCAGAGCUCUUCAUCGAGGCAGUGAACCUGAACUGUUCUCACAGUUUCUGCUGUUACUGCAUCAAUCAAUGGCGCAAGAAGAAAGACGAGUGUCCCAUCUGCCGACAGGCCAUCCAGUCCCAGUCUCGAUGUCUCGCUCUGGACAACUGCAUCGACCGCAUGGUGGAGAACCUGAGCCUGGACAUGAAGACCAGACGACAGACCCUAAUAACUGAGAGGAAAGCAGCAGAAGCUGCAGAGGUGAUGGUGAUCGACGAUGACGACAGCAGCGGCAGCGACGGGAGCAUGGUGUCUGUGUACGGCAGCCUCAGCUCCGUGGUCUCCGUGGACACGAACAGCAGCAUCUUUUUGGACUCUGAUGACUUUUCCUGGGAUUAGCCUUUCGUUAAGACUUCUUAUUUUGCCAAUUCCGGAAAAGUUCCCGACUCAACGAGGAUAAUUGAGCGAGUCCACUCGCAAAGUUUUGCUGAUGUUUGCGUCUUUUUCUAAAAUGAUUAGUUGUGUUUGUGUCUUUAUUUUC
Messenger RNA from Nematolebias whitei (Rio pearlfish), 1736 nucleotides. RefSeq names its product ring finger protein 8, E3 ubiquitin protein ligase (gene rnf8). Gene Ontology annotation, biological process: double-strand break repair; ubiquitin-dependent protein catabolic process; protein K48-linked ubiquitination. NCBI's taxonomy places the organism in Eukaryota, Metazoa, Chordata, Actinopteri, Cyprinodontiformes, Rivulidae. Gene Ontology annotation, molecular function: ubiquitin protein ligase activity; histone binding. Gene Ontology annotation, cellular component: cytosol; ubiquitin ligase complex; nucleus. The coding region runs from base 68 to 1594 and encodes 508 amino acids. The record is from RefSeq and is a predicted model, not a curated record. The transcript has 9 exons.